AUGCCUCCCUUUGGACAUGAUAUGUCCCUAGGUGGCGUGCAAAAGGUGGAGGGCUAUGGAGACACAGAUUCGUGGAACUGGCCUCAACAACCGACCGCUCAACAACCUGCGUACUCGAAUAUGUUCGAUCCUUCCAUGUACGCCAGCUUCACACCCUCGAUGCAACAGCAAGUUCGUCAACCAUCUCGCAAUCAGUCUAUCGCUACAUCUCGCGUCCUCUCGACCGCAACUAGCACACCACCACCACCAAGGCCCCAGGUCACAGGUAACAUGGUCAAAGCACAACCGGCUUUCAAGCCCACGUGGCAGGGAUUCCUCGAUACCACCAAAGAUGCCAUGACCGUUGUGGAGGCCGCACUUCAAGGCCGUCUCAGCCAUAUCAGCCGCAGGCCGCAUGAUAAGGAACGCGCAGAGAUGCUCACUUCUGGAACCGUCUUGGUGUACGAGGAGAACGCUUCCGGUAUCAAACGAUGGACCGAUGCUGUGCACUGGUCCCCAAGUCGGGUGAUGAACAACUGCCUCAUAUAUCGCCAGCUGGUGCGAGCAUUGAAGCCUGAAGAGAAGAAGUCGGCCCUCAACCCAUCGUGCGGUACCAAGAGGAAGCGCAAGGAGAACAACGGCCCAAUGAGGUCCAAGACUGGUGAAGUGUUGGAGAACUCCGAGGACGAAUACGAGACCUCAGCCUUCGACGCGUCCCUGCCAGGCGAUGUCGACUCCAUGAACAAGGUUUACGCCAACUUCGCCCAAAGCUUGACGCCCGACCAACAGCGACGAUUCUGUGGCUCCCUCAUCGACAGCUAUGAGUUCAAGGAGGGCGGUCUGAUGAAGAAGACUAUCUCAGUCAAGUACCAGGGUACCCACCACCACGUCAUCUCCUACUACAGUCUCGAGGACGUCGUCAGCGGGAAGUUGAAGCGACCAUUCCAGGACCCAAAGCUAGCCGACAUUCAGCCAAGACCGGAGCUUCUGAAUGGCUGGAAGGUCAGCCUUGAAGAUGAAGAGAGCAAAGACAUGCCCCUGGUAGCUGGCUACCCACACCACAUCCAGCCCAGCCAUGUCCAGCACCACGUUAUUGGAGCUGUUACCCAGUCAAUCGGCGCACAGGGCCAGCUCCAGACACAUGCUCCUCUCCACCUAACAGUUCCCGACUACUGGCAUGGGCCUCAGGUGUCCCAGUAUGGCUCUAGCCACCACAGCCCCCAACAUUAUGCCGCGCCUCCAUUCUCGGCCCACCAACCGGCACAUCAAUACUCCGUCCAGCAGCCUCCGUCGCAGCACUACGCGCAUCCGCCAUCUCCCCAGCAAUAUUCUUCCCCACAUUCCGCAAGCUCUCAGUACUCCUCACACGCUGCUCCAUCCUCGCACUACGCGCCGCAACCACAGUCUGCGCGUCACUACUCUUUCGACCCUCCGUCGGCCACAUCAGCGACCUCGUACACUCAGCCCACCUCGGCAUACCAGACGCCGCAACCUGCUCCGUACGCUCUGCCUCAGUCCGCGGGCUUCGACGCUCAUGCCUUGCCCUCCCAAGACUCGCCAGUCGGUCCUCAUCACGCUCAGGUCCCCGGAUCGCAACCCGACCAACAAAGGAGGGCUUCAGCGCCUGUAGCCGUGCAGCCAUUCAACGCGCCGCAAUUCCCUGCGGCUCCCCAUCCUCACUCUUAUUACGUGACGGACCAGAAGUACGCCCCCGAGCAAAAGUAUACAUCUAACGCGCCCCAUGGUUAUUAG
Molecule: messenger RNA, 1731 nt
Organism: Alternaria metachromatica
Lineage: Eukaryota; Fungi; Ascomycota; Dothideomycetes; Pleosporales; Pleosporaceae
Exons: 1
Coding region: 1-1731 (576 amino acids)
Molecular function (GO): DNA binding
Source: RefSeq, a predicted model, not a curated record